GCGUCACUUUGGAAACUCGGGAACUCACGGAUUCUCGUGCUAAACCGGCGAGCUCCUUUUCUCAUUCCCGAAGUCCUCCCUGUUGGAUUUCAACCGCAGGAUACACGCAGGAGAGAGAAAACGGGAAGUCAGGAAGGAAGUGAGACUGGGUGAGUUUGGCACAGACCGCUGCCCAUUAGUAGGUAAACUGGGGUCGAAGGUGCUCACUGAGCCGUCUAUGAUACCAACAAUACGGAUGGAAAGAACUUUAAUGUGGAACCCUCACAGAGUUUUGCAACGGAGGCUCAGAGUAGAGACAGACUGGCAGUUUAUAUUAUAACUUCAGUGGAGGCCACAGAGACAGAAUAACGCAGAGCUGCCACUCGGUGCGUCAUUGUAAGUUAAUUACGAGGAGCAAGACAAGUAGCUGAGCUUGUAGGAACAGGUUUAAGUCCUCCGGAGGAGAGUGUGUGUGUCUCUAAGAGAAAGCGAGAGAGAGAGAAAGGCAAAGAAGAUGUCCAGAGAGGAGCAGAGCUUCUCAGAGGUGGAGCUCAGUCCCGGCAUGUCGGACGACAGUCGCUCCCUGUCCCCGGGUCAUUCCUCCGGUGCGGCAGGUGGAAUCGAGUCGCCCCUCCGAGGGCAGCAGCCGCAGCUGGCGGCUCUGGACGACGCCUCGGCGGGCUGCUCGUCCGUCAAGUCCGACGACGAGGAGGAGCGCUUCCCCGCCGGGAUCCGCGAGGCGGUGAGUCAGGUGCUCAACUGCUACGACUGGACCAUCUUGCCGAUGCCCGUGCGCGUGAGCGCCGGAAGCAAGAGCAAGUCUCACGUGAAAAGGCCAAUGAACGCCUUCAUGGUGUGGGCGCAGGCCGCGCGGAGGAAACUGGCCGACCAGCAUCCCCACCUGCACAACGCGGAGCUCAGCAAGACCCUGGGGAAGCUGUGGAGGCUUCUCAAUGAGAGUGACAAGCGGCCCUUCAUUGAGGAGGCAGAGAGGCUGAGGAAGCAGCACAAGAAGGAUUACCCAGACUACAAAUACCAGCCGCGGCGCCGCAAAAAUGGAAAGGUCGGCUCUGGGUCUGGAAGUGAGGCCGAAGGCCAUUUGGAGGGUGAGGUCAGCCACAGCCAAUCGUACUAUAAGGGCCUCCACCUGGAAGUGGCCCACAGUGAGGGAGCUGAGUCCCCUCUGGCUGAUGGGCACCACCCUCAUGCUGCAGGUCAGAGCCACAGUCCUCCCACGCCUCCCACCACUCCCAAGACUGAACUUCUGUCUGGAAAGACAGGAGAUGGUAAAAGAGAGGGAGCUGGCACCCGAGGCACAAUGGGAGCAGAACGUGUUCUAGGAUCUGGCAAACCUCACAUUGACUUUGGUAAUGUGGACAUCGGAGAGAUAAGCCAUGAGGUGAUGGCCAACAUGGAGCCAUUUGAUGUCAACGAGUUUGACCAGUACCUUCCCCCUAAUGGGCAUCCAGGGGUUGGACAGAUUGGUGCAGCAGGCGGGGCUGCAGCAGCUUCACCUGCCUCUCCGUAUGCCUAUGGCAUCUCGACGACUUUGGCUGCAGCCAGCGGACACUCAGCAGCCUGGCUUUCCAAGCAGCAGCUGCCACAGCAACAUCACGGCUCCCCACUGGGCUCAGAUCCAUCCAAGGCACAAAUCAAGAGCGAGGCAGGAGGUUCUGGGGCUCACUUUGCUGAAGUAGCCUCAGCAGGAGCUCAUGUCACCUACACACCGCUCAGCCUUCCCCAUUAUAGCUCCGCCUUCCCCUCGUUGGCCUCCAGGGCUCAGUUUGCAGAAUACACCGACCACCAGCCCCCUGGGACAUACUAUGGACACUCUGGCCAGGCCUCGGGGUUGUACUCUGCCUUCUCUUACAUGGGGCCCUCCCAGAGGCCUCUCUACACAGCCAUCACUGACCCAACCAGUGCGUCGCAGUCACACAGCCCCACGCACUGGGAGCAGCCCGUCUACACAACAUUGUCGCGGCCAUGACAGAUGGUGAGAGCAGAAAGCACCGGUGCAGGUUCAGGCCCAGUGUCAGACCAAAGCAGGAGAGGAGGCGGCAACAACAGCAGCUCUGUUUGUUACGUCGGAGAUAGAAGUGCUCUGGUCUGGGGGGAGUGGGCAGGCACUGGCGGAGAUGGCUGGGGAGGCAGAAGGGGUAACGCCUUCUGAUCUUGGCCAGAUGAAAAUGCUGUCACAGCAGAAGAUUGCGUAUCGAGUGUGGAGAUUUUGAUUCUCGUUUUAUUUACUGGCAGUGCUCGGUGUAGGAGUCUGGGAGAGUAAUACCUCGGUCAUGCAAAGAAAAACAUCCACCCAACAGAACUGCAGCAGAGGUUUUGACACUAAACAUGAAAAUGGGUGAGAGGGGAUUAUAUUCCCAUUAUUUUUGAAGACUUCAUGUGCAUUACAGCUGGCACAUUGCCUAUUACAAGCCUCUUCCACAGCAGCAAGACCUUAAUUAGGGUUGUGAAGGGGGUGACUAAAAGUACACCAUAUUCUUGUUGUAAGAAAUGCAUCAAAUGCCACACAAACGGAGUGCCAAUUCCUUUGUUGGCUUUCCAUUUCAAUUUAGGACUGACCUUUGAUCACACAUAACAUUUCUUUGAAAAGAAAGGCAACAGACACGUAACAAAGUGUGUUGUAUAUUUACAGAAAACUGACUUUAUACCUACACACUAUUAUCAAGAUGUAGACGAUGUAGGGCACGUGAUGCUAUAAAUGCACCUGUAAUAUAUUCCUGCAUGCUGAUGCAAACUUUUUAUAAGAUGACCAAAGUUUUAUGACCAAAACCUUUGUUUUCUGAAGAAACUGGAACUUUUAUAGAUGUUUCUCCCAACAUGGCAUCCUGAACUACCUGACACUCUGUAGCUUAGUAGACCUUUUAUUAUCUGCUUUUAUUAGUAUAAUUUUACUUUCAAUAUGUAUAUGUCCAAAUCUACUCUUGCCUCUUUGUUUUUACAUUAGCACUGAUUACUAUGACAAUUAUUUCUCAUUGUUUCUCCGCUGAUAUUCAUUAUUGAUUAGCUAUUUUUUGUUGCUGGUGGUGAAAAUGUGCCAUCGAGAACACAUUUCUAGCAAUUUGCUGUAAUAAUAUUUCUGCCAUGACUAACACUGGAAGACUUCACUGCUGUCCUUGCUUUUUGCUGGAGCGUUAUUCAUUGUUUCUGUAAAAGUUCAGUAUUCAGUGUUUGAGAAGCCAAUACUAAGAGCCAACUGCCACUUGUGAAGUGUUUUUAAUGCAGUCUGAUAUUAACUAAAAAUGUGCCUUGUCCUUAAUAAUGCGUACUAACAAUUGGUACAGAAGGCUAACACCUUCUUGACCAUUUCAAGUUUUUGGCAUUGAGUUUUUAAAUUAUAACUCUUUUUCAUUUAAUGCUUUAAAUUUCUCCUUGUUAGAAACGUGUCUUCUUAAUUCUGACAUAUCUGCAUUUUAAGGGUCUGAUUAACCCUAAGCAAAGAUAAAAAUAAUAAAGAAUCAUUAAAUGUAUCACCAUUCUACAUAUUUCUGAACUGUUUAUUUUUAUUCUCUAUCACAGCUGUUUGUUAUUAUUUGAACAUUUACCUUCACACUGAGAGGCUUAAGUCCAUUCUGAGUGUUAAAGUUCUAAUUUAAGUGUAUUUAUAUUAUUUUGCACUGCUAUUUCUCUUUAUUAUGAACCAUAUUACUGAUAUGGUUAGUGUUUCGUGUUCAGCAGCAGAGUAUGGCUAAAGCACAUAAAAACAGGAGCUAAACACCUUAACAUAUGAAAAUAACCUGUGCUCUUUUACUUUCUUUUGGAAUAAAGCUAUUUGUCUGCUUUUCUAUGA
This is a messenger RNA of Girardinichthys multiradiatus, 3784 nucleotides long. Its product is annotated as transcription factor SOX-10-like. Gene Ontology annotation, cellular component: nucleus. Bases 494 to 1966 code for a protein of 490 amino acids. The transcript has 4 exons. Gene Ontology annotation, biological process: enteric nervous system development; morphogenesis of an epithelium; neural crest cell migration. Gene Ontology annotation, molecular function: RNA polymerase II cis-regulatory region sequence-specific DNA binding; DNA-binding transcription factor activity, RNA polymerase II-specific. The record is from RefSeq and is a predicted model, not a curated record. Lineage: Eukaryota; Metazoa; Chordata; Actinopteri; Cyprinodontiformes; Goodeidae.